Molecule: messenger RNA, 1515 nt
Organism: Eupeodes corollae
Lineage: Eukaryota; Metazoa; Arthropoda; Insecta; Diptera; Syrphidae
Gene: BckdhB
Product: 2-oxoisovalerate dehydrogenase subunit beta, mitochondrial
Exons: 3
Coding region: 317-1408 (363 amino acids)
Biological process (GO): branched-chain amino acid catabolic process; response to nutrient
Molecular function (GO): catalytic activity
Source: RefSeq, a predicted model, not a curated record
AUUGAAAAAUGUGAUAAUUUGGCAAAAAUCACUAGCAUUAAAGACUCUAAAUUUGUGACAACAUAAUAAUAGCGUCUUUGACAAAAUUUUAAAUUCCUUUGAUUUGUCUGCCGAAUUUGUAAAAAGUCAAACACAAAAAUGUCAGUUCUUCAAAGUGAAGGCGCUAGUGGAAUAUUGGAAUGAUAUACAGUUCGUGUUAUAUUUUUUCUUAUCACCAUGGGGUCAACAACAAUAACCAGUAGUAAAUUAUUUAAAUUUCUUAUCAUCAUUAUCAUAAAAAUAAAAUAACAUAACACCUCUAACUUCUUACUUUAAAAUGACAAACCUACUUCGAAGACCGCAUUUAAAAACAAUUUGUAAAAUCGGAAUCGCGCAGAAUCGGUCACAUUUCACAUACUAUCCAGAUAAAACAAAACAAAAUGAUGGAACUGCGCAGAAGAUGAAUAUGUUUCAGGCUAUUAACAAUGCCAUGGACUUAGCUCUCGAAAGUGACAAAUCAGCACUUGUCUUCGGUGAAGAUGUUGGCUUCGGUGGUGUUUUCAGAUGCUCCCUAAACCUGCAAAAGAAAUAUGGAAGGCAGCGAGUUUUCAACACUCCUCUCUGUGAACAGGGUAUAGCUGGAUUUGCCAUUGGGGUGGCUAAUGCAGGAGCAACAGCAAUUGCUGAAAUUCAGUUUGCCGAUUAUAUUUUUCCUGCCUUCGAUCAAAUUGUCAAUGAAGCCGCAAAGAAUAGAUAUCGAUCGGGUAACUCUUUUGACUGUGGUUCACUUACAAUCCGAGCUCCAUGCGGAGCCGUAGGUCAUGGAGCUCUUUAUCAUUCGCAAAGCCCCGAAGCUUAUUUUGCGCACACUCCUGGUCUGAAAGUUGUUGUUCCUCGUGGGGCAGCCAAAGCUAAGGGCUUACUGCUGGCAUGCAUUAAGGAUAAAGAUCCUUGCAUUAUAUUUGAACCAAAAACCCUAUAUAGAGCAGCUGUGGACGAUGUUCCAAUUAAUGACUAUACCGCACCUCUAGGCAAGGCAGAUAUUUUAAGAAAAGGGAAUGAUGUGACUUUAAUCGGUUGGGGAACUCAAGUGCAUGUUCUUUUGGAGGUUGCAGACCUGGCCAAACAAAACUAUGAUGUCAACUGUGAAGUAAUUGAUUUAGUUUCCAUAUUGCCAUGGGACAAGGAAACUGUAGUAAAUUCCGUAAAGAAAACCGGAAGAGUUUUGGUGGCACAUGAAGCACCUUUGACACAAGGAUUCGGUGCCGAAAUCGCUGCAUACAUUCAACAAGCUUGCUUUCUUUAUCUGGAAGCACCUGUUUUCAGAGUCACUGGUUGGGAUACACCUUUUCCUCAGGUGUUUGAACCAUUCUACUUACCUGAUAAGCACAGAUGCCUCGCCGCUGUUAAAAAAGCAUUGGAAUACUAACAAUUGUUUCCUUUUUCUGUAAUAUGGUAUCUUUUUGUAAUUAAUGUAUAUAGUGCAUGUUUUUUUUUAUGUUUGUAAAAUGGAAAUAAAGUUGAGUAAUAAAAAGA